Molecule: messenger RNA, 8349 nt
Organism: Onychostruthus taczanowskii (white-rumped snowfinch)
Lineage: Eukaryota; Metazoa; Chordata; Aves; Passeriformes; Passeridae
Gene: FBN3
Product: fibrillin 3
Exons: 61
Coding region: 16-8349 (2777 amino acids)
Molecular function (GO): calcium ion binding
Source: RefSeq, a predicted model, not a curated record
GGCACUGUGGCCAGCAUGGGGGAUUGGUGGCUGGCCCGGCUCCUGCUGGGCUGCACGGCCGUGCUGGCGGUGGCCCCGGCGCGGGGACAGUACGAGGGGGACUUGCAGACGGACAGAUUUGCUGCCUACGAGGAGAGACCCCCGAGCAGAGUGAGGAGAAGGGGCCAGGACUCGCUGCGAGGCCCAAACGUCUGUGGCUCGAGGUUCCAUUCCUACUGCUGCCCUGGCUGGAAAACUCUGCCUGGGGGGAACCAGUGCAUUGUCCCAAUCUGCAGGAAUUCCUGCGGGGAUGGAUUCUGCUCCCGGCCCAACAUGUGCACCUGCUCCAAUGGACAGCUCUCCCCCAACUGCGGCUCAGCUGGAGUGCAGAGCUGCAGCGUGCGCUGCAUGAACGGGGGCAGCUGCUCCGAGGAGUCCUGCCUGUGCCAGAAGGGAUUCACCGGCACCUACUGCGGGCAGCCUGUGUGUGAGAACGGCUGCCAGAACGGGGGCAGGUGCAUCGGCCCCAACCGCUGCGCCUGUGUCUACGGCUUCACCGGGCCCCAGUGCGAGAGAGAUUACCGCACGGGGCCGUGCUUCAGCCAGGUGAACAACCAGAUGUGCCAGGGCCAGCUGAGCGGCAUCGUGUGCACCAAGACCAUGUGCUGUGCCACCAUCGGCCGCGCCUGGGGCCACCCCUGCGAGAUGUGCCCGGCCCAGCCGCACCCCUGCCGCCGCGGCUUCAUCCCCAACAUCCGCACCGGAGCCUGCCAGGAUGUGGAUGAGUGCCAGGCCAUCCCUGGCCUCUGCCAAGGUGGGAAUUGCAUCAACACCGUGGGAUCCUACGAGUGCAAGUGCCCUGCAGGGCACAAGCAGAGCGAGACCAGCCACAGGUGUGAAGACGUGGACGAGUGCGGGGCCAUCCCCGGCGUGUGCGACGGCGGCGACUGCACCAACACGGCGGGCAGCUACGUGUGCUCCUGCCCCCGCGGCUUCGUCAGCAGCCCCGACGGCUCCCGCUGCCUCGGUGAGGGGGAAACCGCGGCGGUCGGGGUCGGACCGGGGCCGGGGGGGUGCGCACGGGGGUGGGAGCGGUGCUGGCUGGGUGGGAGCUGCUCCUCCUUCCCGCCCUGUUUUUUUUCAGACGAGUACCGCAGGCUCUGCAUCGAGGGACUCCCGGUGGUGCCAGGCUUCCCCGGGAACUUCCCAGGAAUUCCUGGAUUCGGACCCAACGGGGUCGGGCCGGGGCUCAACGGGCCGGGGGGCAUCGGCCCCAACGGGGCGAACGGACAGGGCGGGAUCCCGGGGCUGCCCGGGAUGGGCCCGGGGAGCUCCAGCAUCGGCACGGCCACUCUGAACCAGACCAUCGACAUCUGCAAACACUUCACCAACCUGUGCCUGAACGGGCGCUGCAUCCCCACCCCGUCCAGCUACCGCUGCGAGUGCAACAUGGGCUACAAGCAGGACGUCAGAGGGGAGUGCAUCGAUGUGGACGAGUGCUCGAGCAGCCCCUGCGUCCACGGCGACUGCGUCAACACCCCGGGCUCCUACCACUGCAAGUGCCACGAGGGCUUCCAGAGCACCCCCACCAAGCAGGCCUGCAUUGACAUCGACGAGUGCGAGACGCCGGGGAUCUGCAUGAACGGCUGGUGCAUCAACACCGAGGGCUCCUUCCGCUGCGAGUGCCUGGGGGGCCUGGCCAUCGGCGUGGACGGCCGCGUCUGCGUGGACACCCACAUGCGCAGCACCUGCUACGGGGGCAUCAAGAAGGGCACCUGCGCCCGCCCCUUCCCCGGCGCCGUCACCAAAUCUGAGUGCUGCUGCGCCAACCCCGACCACGGCUUCGGGGAGCCCUGCCAGCCCUGCCCGGCCAAGAACUCGGCGGAAUUCCAGGCUCUCUGCAGCAGCGGCAUCGGGAUCACGGCUGAUGGCAGAGACAUCAACGAGUGCGCCCUGAACCCCGACAUCUGCCCCAACGGGAUGUGCGAGAACCUGCGGGGCAGCUACCGCUGCAUCUGCAACCUGGGCUACGAGUCCGACCCCACGGGCAAGAACUGCGUGGAUGUGGACGAGUGCAGCGUCAACCGGCUGCUGUGCGACAACGGGCUGUGCAGGAACACCCCUGGCAGCUACACCUGCACCUGCCCCAAGGGCUUCGUGUUCCGCACCGAGACCGACACCUGCGAAGACAUCAACGAGUGCACGUCCAACCCGUGUGUGAACGGGCUGUGCCGGAACAACGCCGGCUCCUUCGCCUGCGAGUGCUCCCCGGGCAGCAAACUGGACCCCAGUGGCACCAUCUGCGUGGACAGCAUGAAGGGCACCUGCUGGCUCAACAUCCAGGACGGGCGCUGCGAGGUCAACAUCAACGGGGCCACGCUGAAAUCCGAGUGCUGUGCCACCCUGGGGGCAGCCUGGGGCAGCCCCUGCGAGCGCUGCGAGAUCGACACCGCCUGUCCCCGGGGGUACGCCCGCAUGAAGGGGGUCACCUGCGAAGACGUGAACGAGUGCGAGGUGUUCCCGGGCGUGUGCCCCAACGGGCGCUGCGUGAACUCGGCCGGCUCCUUCCGCUGCGAGUGCCCCGAGGGGCUGACCCUGGAUGGCACUGCCAGGACCUGUGUGGACGUGCGGGUGGAGCAGUGCUACAUGCGCUGGGACGAGGACGAGUGCACGGAGCCCCUGCCCGGGAAAUUCCGCAUGGACAUGUGCUGCUGCUCCGUGGGCUCGGCCUGGGGCUCCGACUGCGAGGAGUGUCCCCGCGCCGGCUCCGCCGAGUUCAAGGCGCUGUGUCCCCGCGGGCCCGGCUUCGCCAACCGCGGCGACGUGCUCUCGGGGCGGCCCUUCUACAAAGAUGUGAACGAGUGCAAGGUGUUCUCCGGGCUCUGCACGCACGGCACCUGCAGGAACACCAUCGGCAGCUUCAGGUGCAUCUGCGGCAAUGGAUUUGCUCUGGAUGCUGAGGAGAGGAACUGCACAGACAUCGACGAGUGCCGCAUCUCCCCCGACCUGUGCGGGCACGGCUCGUGCGUGAACACCCCGGGCAGCUUCGAGUGCGAGUGCUUCGAGGGCUACGAGAGCGGCUUCAUGAUGAUGAAGAACUGCAUGGACAUCAACGAGUGCGAGCGGGACCCGCUGCUGUGCCGGGGCGGGAUCUGCAUGAACACCGACGGCAGCUUCGAGUGCAUCUGCCCCCCUGGGCACGAGCUGACAGCCGAGGGCAACACCUGCAUUGACAUCAACGAGUGCUCCCUCAGUGACAACCUCUGUCGCAACGGGCGCUGCGUCAACGUCAUCGGCACCUACCAGUGCUCCUGCGACUCGGGCUUCCAGGCCACGCCAGACAGGCAGGGCUGUGUCGACAUCGACGAGUGCACCAUCACCAACGGGGGCUGUGACACCCACUGCUCCAACUCCGAGGGCAGCUACGAGUGCAGCUGCAGCGAAGGCUACGCCCUGAUGCCAGACAAGAGGUCCUGUGCAGAUAUUGAUGAGUGUGAGGAUAACCCUGAGAUCUGUGACGGGGGGCAGUGCACCAACAUCCCCGGGGAGUACCGCUGCCUCUGCUUCGACGGCUUCAUGGCAUCCCUGGACAUGAAGACCUGCAUUGAUGUGAACGAGUGCGACCUCAACCCCAACAUCUGCCUGCACGGCGAGUGUGAGAACACCAAGGGCUCCUUCAUCUGCCACUGCCAGCUGGGCUACUUCGUCAAGAAGGGAACCACAGGCUGCACAGACAUCGAUGAGUGUGAGAUUGGGGCCCACAACUGCGACAUGCACGCGUCCUGCAUCAACGUCCCCGGCAGCUUCAAGUGCAAGUGUCGCUCGGGCUGGCUCGGGGACGGGCUCAAGUGCAACGACCUGGAUGAGUGUGCAACUGAGGAGCACAAGUGCAACCUGAACGCCAACUGUGUGAACACUCCUGGCUCCUACCGCUGCGCCUGCCGCGACGGCUUCAACGGCGACGGCUUCUCCUGCUCAGACGUGGAUGAGUGUGCAGACAACGUGAACCUGUGUGAGAACGGGCAGUGCCUCAACGCCCCCGGCGGGUACCGCUGCGAGUGCGAGAUGGGCUUCAACCCCACCGAGGACAGCAAGGCCUGCCAGGACAUUGACGAAUGCACCUUCCAGAACAUCUGUGUCUUUGGCACCUGCCAGAACCUGCCCGGGAUGUUCCGCUGCGCCUGCGACGAUGGAUAUGAGCUGGACAGGAGUGGGGGCAACUGCACAGACAUCAACGAGUGUGCAGACCCUGUGAACUGCAUCAACGGGCUCUGCGUCAACACCCCGGGCAGCUACCUGUGCAACUGCCCCCAGGACUUCGAGCUGAACCCCACGGGGGUGGGCUGUGUGGAUACCCGCGUUGGGAAUUGCUUCCUGGACACGCAGGACCGAGGGGAUGGGGGCAUCUCCUGCAGCGCCGAGAUCGGCGUGGGGGUCACUCGUGCCUCCUGCUGCUGCUCCCUGGGCCGUGCCUGGGGCAACCCCUGCGAGCUCUGCCCUCCAGCCAACACCACCGAGUACAAGACCUUGUGCCCUGGGGGAGAAGGCUUCCGGCCCAACCCCAUCACUGUCAUCCUGGAGGACAUUGACGAGUGCCAGGAGCUGCCAGGGCUGUGCCAGGGCGGGAACUGCGUCAACACCUUCGGCAGCUUCCAGUGCGAGUGUCCCCUGGGCUACUACCUCAACGAGGACACCCGCAUCUGCGAGGACAUUGAUGAGUGCUCUGCCCACAUCGGGAUCUGCGGCCCUGGCACCUGCUACAACACCCUGGGCAACUACACCUGCGUGUGCCCCCCCGAGUACAUGCAGGUCAACGGGGGAAACAACUGCAUGGACAUGAGGAAGAGCGUUUGCUACCGCAACUACAACGACACCUGUGAGAACGAGCUGUCCUUCAACAUGACCAAGAAGAUGUGCUGCUGCUCCUACAACAUUGGCAAGGCCUGGAACAAACCCUGCGAGCCCUGUCCCACCCCUGCCAGCCCCGAGUACCAGAUCCUGUGUGGGAACCAAGCCCCCGGAUUCAUCAUUGACAUCCACACAGGGAAGCCCAUUGAUAUCGAUGAGUGCAGCGAGAUCCCCGCGAUCUGCACCAACGGCGUGUGCAUCAACCAGAUCGGGAGCUUCCGCUGCGAGUGCCCCAUCGGCUUCAGCUACAACAACAUCCUGCUCAUCUGCGAAGACAUCGACGAGUGCAGCAGCGGGGAGACGCUGUGCCAGCGGCACGCCGAGUGCGUCAACAUCCCGGGCAGCUUCCGCUGCGAGUGCGCCACCGGCUACCGCCUGUCCCCGGGGGGCGCCUGCGUGGGUCGCAACGAGUGCCAGGAGAUCCCCAACGUGUGCAGCCACGGCGACUGCGUGGACACCGAGGGCAGCUACGUGUGCAUCUGCCACAACGGCUUCAAGGCCACCGGGGAGCAGACCAUGUGCAUGGACAUCGACGAGUGUGACCGGCAGCCCUGCGGCAACGGGACCUGCAAGAACACCGUGGGCUCCUACAACUGCCUGUGCUUCCCGGGCUUCGAGCUCACCCACAACAACGACUGCAUGGACGUGGACGAGUGCUCGUCGCUGGUGGGGCAGGUGUGCAGGAACGGGCAGUGCAUCAACAGCGUGGGCUCCUUCCAGUGCCUGUGCCAGGAGGGCUACGACCGCACGCCCGACGGCAAGAACUGCGUGGACAUCAACGAGUGCGUGAGCCUGCCCGGGACGUGCUCCCCAGGCACCUGCCAGAACCUGGAGGGCUCCUUCCGCUGCAUCUGCCCCCCUGGCUACGAGGUGCAGAACGACAACUGCAUUGACAUCAACGAGUGCGAAGAGGAGCCCAACAUCUGCCUCUUUGGGACGUGCACCAACACCCCCGGCAGCUUCCAGUGCGUGUGUCCCCCGGGCUUCGUGCUGUCCGACAACGGCCGCCGCUGCUUCGACACUCGCCAGAGCUUCUGCUUCACUCGCUUCGACAACGGGAAGUGCUCGGUGCCCAAGGCCUUCAACACCACCAAGGCUCGGUGCUGCUGCAGCAAAAUGCCCGGGGAGGGCUGGGGAGACCCCUGCGAGCUGUGCCCCCAGGAGGGGAACGUUGCCUUCCAGGAGCUGUGUCCCUAUGGCCACGGGGCCAUCCCAGGCCCAGGUGACACCAGGGAAGACGUGAACGAGUGCUCGGAGAACCUGGGGGUGUGCAUCAACGGCGCCUGCAUCAACACCGACGGCUCCUUCCGCUGCGAGUGCCCCUUCGGCUACAACCUGGACUACACCGGGGUCAACUGCGUGGACACGGACGAGUGCUCCAUUGGCAAUCCCUGUGGGAAUGGCACCUGCACCAACGUGGUGGGAGGCUUCGAGUGCGCCUGCGACGAGGGCUUCGAGCCAGGGCCCAUGAUGACCUGUGAAGACAUCAACGAGUGCUCCCUGAACCCCCUGCUCUGCGCCUUCCGCUGCAUCAACACCUUCGGCUCCUACGAGUGCACCUGCCCCUCUGGGUACGCCCUGCGGGAGGACAGGAGGAUGUGCAGAGAUCUGGAUGAGUGUGCAGAGGGGCUGCAUGACUGCGAGUCCCGGGGGAUGCUCUGCAAGAACCUCAUCGGCACCUUCAUGUGCAUCUGCCCUCCUGGCAUGCAGCGCAGGCCCGACGGCGAGGGCUGCACAGAUGAGAACGAGUGCCGCACCAAGCCCGGCAUCUGCCCCAACGGGCGCUGCGUGAACACGGCCGGCAGUUACCGCUGCGACUGCAACGAGGGCUUCGAAGUCAGUCCCUCGGGCACCGAGUGCAUCGACACCCGCCAGGGCUUCUGCUUCACGGAGGUGCUGCAGACCAUGUGCCAGAUGUCCUCCACCAACCGCAACCUGGUCACCAAGUCCGAGUGCUGCUGCAACAGCGGGCGCAGCUGGGGCCCCCAGUGCGAGCUCUGCCCCCUGCCUGGCACUGCCCACUACAAGAAGAUGUGUCCCCACGGCCCCGGCUACUCCACGGAUGGCAGAGACAUCGACGAGUGCAAGGUGCUGCCCAACCUGUGCAGGAACGGGCAGUGCAUCAACAGCAUCGGCUCCUUCCGCUGCCACUGCCGGCUGGGCUACACCCCGGACAUCACGGGCACGGCGUGCCAGGAUCUGGACGAGUGUAACCAGUCCCCAAAGCCCUGCAACUUCAUCUGCAAGAACACCGAGGGCAGCUACCAGUGCUCCUGCCCCCGGGGCUACGUCCUGCAGGAGGACGGCAAGAUCUGCAAAGACUUGGACGAGUGUUCCACCAAGCAGCACAACUGCCAGUUCCUCUGUGUCAACGUCAUCGGGGGCUUCAACUGCAAGUGCCCCCCUGGCUUCACCCAGCACCACUCCUCCUGCAUUGACAACAACGAGUGCACAGCUCAGCCCUCCCUGUGUGGAGCCAAAGGGCAGUGCCUGAACACCCCGGGCAGCUACAACUGCGAGUGCCAGAAGGGAUUUUCCCUGGACAGCUCCGGGGUCAACUGUGAAGAUGUGGACGAGUGUGACGGGAACCACCGGUGCCAGCAUGGCUGCCAGAACGUGCUCGGGGGGUACCGCUGCGGCUGCCCCCAGGGCUACGUGCAGCACUACCAGUGGAACCAGUGCGUGGAUGAGAACGAGUGCUCCAGCCCCUCUGCCUGUGGCUCUGCCUCCUGCUACAACACCCUGGGCAGCUUCAAGUGCGUUUGUCCCUCGGGCUUCGACUUCGACCAGGCCUUCGGGGGCUGCCAGGACGUGGACGAGUGCUCGGCCGGGGGCAGCCCCUGCAGCUACGGCUGCUCCAACACGGACGGGGGGUACCUCUGUGGCUGCCCUGGGGGCUACUUCCGAGCAGGACAGGGCCACUGCAUUUCUGGCCUGGGAUUUGGGAAGGGUCCCUACCUGCCUGCGCCCCAGGAGGAGGAUGAGGACAACCUGCUGUCCCCCGAGACCUGCUACGAGUGCAAGAUCAACGGGUACCCCAAGAGGGGCCGGCAGCGGCGCAGCGUCAACGGCACGGAGAGGCACCAGGAGCACGCCGUGAACUUGGCCAGCAUGGACGUGGAGGCGCCGCUGUCCAUGACGCUGAACCUGUCGGAGCUGGCGCACAAGGAGCACAUCCUGGAGCUGCUGCCGGCCCUGGAGCCGCUGGAGAACCGCGUGCGCUACGCCAUCGCCCAGGGCAACGACGAGGGGCUGUUCCGCAUCCACCACAAGGAGGGGCUCAGCUUCCUGCACCUGGGCCGCAAGAAAAUCCUGCCGGGCACCUACCUGCUGGAGAUCGUCAGCGUGGCCCUGCCCCGCCGGCGGGAACUGCACAAACUCGAGGCCAGCAACCACCUCGACUACUUGGCGGGGGAGCUGGGCCAGGCGCUGAGGAUGAAGCUGCAGCUCCAGCUCUACUAA